UCUGUCAGUUCUAAUGAAGGUGUUAAGGAUGCUUCUCCUGUGGAGUCAAAUCGUGUGACCAAGAACUUUAGCCCUGUCAUACCAAUAAUGUUUAUCCAGCCUUGCAGCCGAAAGAGAACACUUGGAAGAGAUGCCCAUAAUCUUCUUGAUUAUUUCAAAAAAAUGCAAGCGGAAAAUCCUGGUUUCUACUAUGCUAUUCAACUUGAUGAUGAAAAUCGCAUGACAAAUGCCUUUUGGGCUGAUGCAAGAUCGAGGAUAGCUUAUAGUCACUUUGGUGAUGCUGUUAUUUUUGAUACAAUGUAUAGACCAAAUCAAUUCCAGGUUCCAUUUGCUCCAUUCACAGGCGUAAAUCAUCAUGGACAAAUUGUUUUGUUUGGCUGUGCAUUACUCUUAGAUGAGUCUGAGUCUUCCUUUACUUGGCUUUUCCGAACCUGGCUAUCUGCAAUGAAUAAUCGCCCUCCAGUUUCUAUUACAACCGACCAGGAUAGAGCUAUUAAGGCAGCAGUCAACCAAGUAUUACCAUGUACUCGUCAUUGCAUCUGUAAGUGGCAUAUCUUACGAGAAGGGCAGGAAAGAUUGGCUCACAUAUAUUUGGCUCAUCCUUCUUUUUAUGGGGAGCUGUAUAGCUGCAUUAACUAUUCUGAGACUAUUGAGGAUUUCGAAUUAUCUUGGGCCUCUAUACUUGAUAGGUAUGAUCUCAGGAAAAAUGAGUGGCUUCAAGCUGUAUAUAAUGCUCGCAACCAGUGGGCUCCAGUAUAUUUUCGAGAUACUUUCUUUGCUGCACUUUCCUCGAACCAGAGUGUAACCUCCUUUUUUGAUGGAUAUGUGAAUCAACAGACAACUCUACCAAUGUUCUUUAAGCAGUAUGAAAGAGCUUUAGAAAGUUCACUUGAAAGGGAAAUUCAAUCAGAUUUUGAUACAAAUUGCACCACACCAAUGCUAAAGACCCCAUCUCCAAUGGAACAACAAGCAUCUAACCUCUACACCAAAAAAGUUUUUGCAAAGUUUCAAGAGGAAUUAGUUGAAACUUUUGCCUACACUGCCAAUAAGAUUGAUGGUGAUGGGAGACUGAGCAAAUUUAGGGUCGCAAAAUAUGAACAGGAUGACAAAGCAUACAUUGUAAUGUUGAAUCUUGCCGAGAUGAAAGCAAGUUGCAGCUGCCAUAUGUUUGAGUAUUCGGGCAUCUUGUGUAGGCACAUCUUAACCGUCUUCACAGUGACUAAUGUUCUUACAGUUCCGUCCCAUUAUAUAGUUAGGAGGUGGACAAGGAAUGCAAAAGUUGGACAAGGAUCAGAAGAAGACAUUGUUAAAACUGGAAUUAAUUCUCUCUCUUCACGUUUCAACCACUUAUGUCUGGAAGCUUUAAGAUAUGCGGAAGAAGGGGCAGUUUCAGUGGAGACCUAUGAUGCAGCGAUUAGUGCUUUAAGAGACGGGUUGAGUAAGAUUUCUAUUGUUGCGAAAAAUAUUGUAAGACCCCCUAGCUCACAGGGAAGUGGAAGUACUCAGGAUGAGAGCAUAAAAAGAACUCUGGCUACUUCUAAUACCGCACCAUCUUUAUGGCCUUGGCAAGAUACUUUGCCUCAUCAUUUUAACCUUAAUGAUGUUGAUUUACCUGCUGGUGACUUAAAUCAGCCCACUAUGACACCUGUGGCUAUAAAUCGUGAUGGUGGCCUUGUUGAUAAUGUGGUUGUUUAUACUUGUUUCAAGUCUAUGACAUGGGUGAUUGAAAACACAACUCCAGCAAUUAAAGUGGCUGUCAUCAAUUUGAAGUUGCAAGAUUAUGGCAAGAGCCCAGCAGGGGAAACAGAAGUUCAGUUUAGAGUUACAAGAGUCACCCUGGAGCCAAUGCUGAAAUCCAUGGGUUACAUAAGUCAACAGCUUUCACUGCCGGCAAAUAGAGUAGCUGUUAUCAAUUUAAAGCUUCAAGAUACUAAGACACCUUCCGGAGAAACUGAAGUGAAAUUUCAAGUUUCAACGGAUACUCUAGGGUCAAUGCUGAGAUCGAUGGCUUACAUUCGUGAACAACUUUGAGAACUCCUUGUAAAUUGCUUCUGGAGGCAGAGACAGCACAUAUUCACAGCUGUAGUUAUCUCUAGUAACCACUCUGUUUGGUCUAUAUUCUGUUAGCACUUAGUCUAAGUAUAACUAUGUAGUUGACCCAACUUACUUUGUAGCUGUAUGCUGGAAAAUUAGUUGUGCAUGUGUAUGGAGGACCCUACAAAGAAUGUAGUCAUUUUAGCUUUAGGUUAGUAGUAGUUGUUUCAUUGAUGACACCUAUCAAUAUUUCUUUUUUUGGUGUAGGUAUAGGUGUAAUCUGUUAUUUGUAUUCGGGUGUAAUCUGCCUGUGCUAAUAUUACUCCCAUGUAUGAGGGAUCUCUUGUUUUCUUCA
Molecule: messenger RNA, 2389 nt
Organism: Nicotiana tabacum (common tobacco)
Lineage: Eukaryota; Viridiplantae; Streptophyta; Magnoliopsida; Solanales; Solanaceae
Product: protein FAR1-RELATED SEQUENCE 3
Biological process (GO): regulation of DNA-templated transcription
Molecular function (GO): zinc ion binding
Source: RefSeq, a predicted model, not a curated record